UGCAAUGAAAUAUUUUUUUAACGACAUCCUAAGAGACUAGGCAGUGUAGAGCAGGGGAGAUGGUGAUGUGGGUGUUCGGGUAUGGGUCAUUGAUAUGGUAUGCGGGAUUCGAGUACGAGCAGCGCCUGGUGGGGUACAUACGAGGAUAUCGCCGUGUCUUCUAUCAAGGCAGCACCGAUCACAGGGGUACUCCCGCCUUCCCCGGCAGAACUGUCACUCUCGAGCCUCACCGCGACCCUGCUCACAUUUGCGUCAGUCAUUUAUCUAUAUGGGGAGUUGCUUACAAGGUUUCUGGACAUCAGGCUGAACAGAUUGCAUUUUCUUAUCUAGAAGUUAGAGAGAAGCAGUACGACAAAAAGGUCUACCUUGAUUUCUAUUCUGAUGACGACGCGACAGAACCAACUUUAAAAAACGUCCUUGUAUAUAUUGCAUCAACUAACAAGGAUGUGAAUAUAAAUUACUUGGGCCCUGCACCUUUAGAAACAAUUGCUCAUCAAAUUAUUGAAGCUAGAGGUCCUUCAGGACCCAAUAUGGAGUAUCUUUUCAAGCUCGAGACGGUGCUAAUUGAGAUGGGGUGCAAAGAUGAGCAUGUAACAGACCUUGCCAAUGCAGUCAGGAAAGCUUUGGCAGAGAGGGAUGAAAAUGGUAUCUUAAAGGAGAAUGGUGCCAAAUAAGGACUUUUUAUAUAAUCUUCAUAAUAUUUUCGGAACACAUCAUACAUUCUACUGAGAAUAUGGUUAUAAGAGGCAGGAAAAAAUAAUAAUCCAUUUUCUAUAAUUUCCAGCA
Messenger RNA from Cryptomeria japonica (Japanese cedar), 786 nucleotides. Its product is annotated as gamma-glutamylcyclotransferase 2-3. The record is from RefSeq and is a predicted model, not a curated record. NCBI's taxonomy places the organism in Eukaryota, Viridiplantae, Streptophyta, Pinopsida, Cupressales, Cupressaceae. Gene Ontology annotation, molecular function: gamma-glutamylcyclotransferase activity; glutathione specific gamma-glutamylcyclotransferase activity. Gene Ontology annotation, cellular component: cytoplasm. The transcript has 7 exons. Gene Ontology annotation, biological process: glutathione catabolic process. The coding region runs from base 60 to 674 and encodes 204 amino acids.